CUUGUUGACCAAAAAGAAAUCCAUGAAAUUCUAUUGAUUUCGUGCGGCUCCUUAAACAAAACAUUAAAAAUGCUGCUGGAACAAGUAAAUAAUAUUAUUGCCGUGCUCUCCGGAAAGGGAGGAGUAGGAAAAUCCACUGUAAGCACACAGUUGGCGCUGGCCCUGCGAAAUAUGGGAUAUAAGGUGGGAUUACUGGAUGUAGAUUUGUGCGGACCGAGUGUUCCGUAUUUGUUGGGACUGGAAGGACGCGAGAUAUUCAUGUGCGAUGAGGGCUGGGUUCCCAUCUACACGGAUGAAUCGAAAACCCUGGCCGUGAUGUCCAUUGGAUUUCUGUUGAAGAACCGCGAAGAUCCCGUCAUUUGGCGUGGUCCCAAAAAGACCAUGAUGAUCAAGCAGUUCCUCACCGAUGUGAAAUGGGAAGCGAUGGACUAUUUGAUCAUUGACACGCCACCGGGCACUUCGGAUGAGCACAUCACCGUGAUGGAGUGCCUCAAGGAGAUGCAAUGCAAUGGAGCCGUCAUCGUGACCACGCCGCAAGAGGUGGCCCUGGAUGAUGUGCGCAAGGAAAUCACCUUUUGCAAGAAGACUGGCAUCAGGAUCAUGGGUAUCAUAGAAAAUAUGAGUGGAUUUGUAUGCCCCAGCUGCUCUUGCUGUACAAACAUCUUCUCCUCGAACGGGGGCUCUGAGCUGGCCAAGUACGCUGAUAUCCCCCAUCUGGGAACAUUGCCCAUAGAUCCACGAGUUGGUGUCUUGGCAGGCACAACUGCCUCCGUAUUGGAUGAACUGCCAGACUCACCAAUGGCGAAUGUGAUGCGCGAGGUAGUUGAGAAAUUGAAAUCUGUUAAGCUGUAACUAUAAGAUGUAAAUAAAACAAAAGUCUGUAAAUUUUUUAAUAAA
Molecule: messenger RNA, 897 nt
Organism: Drosophila kikkawai
Lineage: Eukaryota; Metazoa; Arthropoda; Insecta; Diptera; Drosophilidae
Gene: Nubp2
Product: NUBP iron-sulfur cluster assembly factor 2
Biological process (GO): iron-sulfur cluster assembly
Cellular component (GO): cytosol
Molecular function (GO): 4 iron, 4 sulfur cluster binding; ATP-dependent FeS chaperone activity; ATP binding
Source: RefSeq, a predicted model, not a curated record